ACUCUCAAGCAUGUUACUUGAACCAUGGCGAAACUGUUUCUAUACACGAUUUGAACAGGUGAGUAAAAAGGUGUUGAUAAUAAAAUACUGACAAAUUGUAUUGAUAGCGUUGAUAGCAAAAAUGGCACUUGAUAUCCAAGAUUAUAAUAUGGAUGAGGAAGAAGAUCUGCAAGCAAGCCAAUGGUAUGGAGUGAGAGAAGCUACAUUAUUUCUUGUUGAUGCAACAUCAAAAAUGUUUGAGAUAGAACCAGAAACCCAGCGCAGUCAUAUCCAAAAGUUUUUUAAGCUCUAUAAGCAAAUUCUUCGACAAAAACUAGCAUGGAAUAUGCAAGAUUGGAUGGGUGUAGUAUUAUUUGGUACUGAAGAAAAUAAUAUAGAUCCAGAAUGGAAGAAUCUUCAUUCCUUGCAAGAACUGAAAGCUGUCACAUUGGAUGAUUUGCAACAAAUCAGAAAACUAACAAAAAAUGGCUUGAAGGGCAUACAGAGUAUGAAAUCUGAAGAUGUAUAUCCACUUCGUGAUGCACUGUCAUAUGCCAUGGAUAUCUUCUUAAAGAUAAAAACAGUCCUUACCAAGCGCAGAAUAGUUUUGAUCACUUGUCAUACUCCUAAAUUCGCAGAUGAUGAAAAACAACGUAUCAUGCGUAUCAUAAAAGCAAAUUUAGACAUUAAAUUCUAUGUCAUUGGUUUAACAAAAAAUUGGGAAGAAUUGCACGCUCAAUUUUACAAAGAUUUAGAAAUACUUUCAAGAGAAAUAGAGGUAGAUGUUUAUAGAACAACAUCGUUAGUAGACCUGGUGCAACAGAUUAAAGCACCAUCCAAGAAUAUCGCCCGCUUAUGUUUCCAGAUGUGUGAUGGUCUGGAACUUGAUUUGGUUGUGCGUACUCUGGGCAGGAAACGUAGAAGCUUGCAAACAAAAACCUUGAGCAAAGCAACUAAUCAAGUUUUAUCGAGAUCAACAUUUUUCAAGAACGAAGAUUCUUACGAGGAGGACAACAGUGAUAAUGAGGAAUUACCUUUUAUAAUACCAGAGGACCUUCAUCAAGAAACUAAGGAGUUAAUUGGUGGUAAAAAACUACAUUUCCUCCAAAAGGAGCUUUCCAGAAUAAAACAUUUAUAUCCACCAGGUAUAAAGGUUAUAGGCAUAAAGCCUAUACCCAAUGAUCUCUUUAGAUAUCAUGUUAAGCGAAAGUAUUUUAUCAGAGCAGAUUAUAGUAGCACUCGUAAAGAUAAUCUUUUGUUUUUUGGCGCUUUAUUAAACAAAUGUGCUGCUAAAGGAAAAAUGAUUGUUUGCGCAUUCACAUUGCGGAUGAAUACACAAACCAAUCUCUGCUACAUGAUUCCAAAUGCUGAAUUGGGUGGUUUUUAUCUAUCAAAAAUUGCGUACCAAGGAACCAUAGGAGAUAAGAGUAAAGCACUAUAUUAUUAUGAUACGCAAAAUCGGGUAUCCGAUAAAGAAGUCAAAUUGUGGAAAAAAGCCAUCAAUCAGCUCAACAUUGAAAAUUAUCAUCCAUAUAUGUUCAGAUCCUACAACUUGGAAUGUCAAAUACAAAUAGUAGAGAAAUUAGCUCUAGAUAAGAAAGCUGGUCCUCCGCCAAUCGAUUCCAUCGAGCAAUCCUUUUUAAAAGCCUACAAGAAAGCAGCAGAUUUAAUGCCUGAGUUUAAGAAUAUGUAUCCCGACAUAAACAGAUCCGAUGGUCCAUCAAAAGCGAAAAGACCUAAAAAAACUAAUAAGGCAUAAUAAUUAUUUUAUAUAAAUAUGAAUAUAUGUAAAAUAUUGAUUGUA
Linepithema humile (Argentine ant) is the source of this 1783-nucleotide messenger RNA. RefSeq names its product Inverted repeat-binding protein (gene Irbp). Gene Ontology annotation, cellular component: nucleus; Ku70:Ku80 complex. The record is from RefSeq and is a predicted model, not a curated record. Lineage: Eukaryota; Metazoa; Arthropoda; Insecta; Hymenoptera; Formicidae. Gene Ontology annotation, biological process: double-strand break repair via nonhomologous end joining; telomere maintenance. Gene Ontology annotation, molecular function: telomeric repeat DNA binding; damaged DNA binding; double-stranded DNA binding.